Molecule: messenger RNA, 1364 nt
Organism: Pangasianodon hypophthalmus (striped catfish)
Lineage: Eukaryota; Metazoa; Chordata; Actinopteri; Siluriformes; Pangasiidae
Gene: kti12
Product: KTI12 chromatin associated homolog
Exons: 9
Coding region: 170-997 (275 amino acids)
Source: RefSeq, a predicted model, not a curated record
UGUGGAAAGUAAGGGAAGAAACAGAAAAGAGGAGACAAUCAUGAAUAGGACAGUAUAGGCGUUAACUAACUCUUAUAGCCAGAAGAUGGCAGUAGUUCAACAGAAACCCGAAGAAGAAGAAGAAGAAGAAGACCCACCCAUUUCUUAGCCAAAAAACAUAUUGCCCGAAAUGCCCUUAAUUAUAAUAUGUGGCUUUCCUUGCAGCGGCAAAAGUCGCCGAGCUCACGAAUUAAGAGAUUACUUCGGCGAAAAUACGGAUAAACAAGUUGACAUAAUUGGAGAUGAAAUGCAGGGUAUUGAUAAGAACUCGGUGUAUGCAGACCCACAGAAGGAGAAAAAUUUGAGAGGUGCUUUGCGGUCUGAAGUUGAAAGGAAAAUCAACAAAGAUGAUAUUGUAAUUCUGGAUUCCUUGAAUUACAUUAAAGGUUACAGAUAUGAACUCUUUUGUCUCAUCAAGCAUGUACAGACACCACACUGUUUGGUCUACUGUUUGACAUCGGCUGCAUUGAGCUCUGAGUGGAACAAGGAAAGAGAAGCAGAUUAUCGAUAUUCCCAGGAAAUUCUGAAUGCUCUAAUUUUGAGAUUUGAAGCCCCUGAUUCAAGAAAUAGGUGGGAUAGUCCGCUCUUUACUAUUCAGAAAGAGGACAGACUUCCAUUUGAAGCUAUCUCUGAUGCCAUUUUGAAAAGGAAAGUGCCACCACCUAACCAGUCUACACAAAGUCAACCACUAUCUACCACCAACUUUUUAUACGAACUGGACAGAGUUACUCAAGAUGUCUUAAUGGCUGUUCUUGACUCACAGAAAACCAGCAUUCCUGGGGAUGUUAUUGCAAUUCCAGGAGCUACAGAAAAAAUUGAUGUAACACGAAGCCUUAACAUAGCUGAACUGAGGAAACUUCGGCGACAGUUCAUCAGUUACACCAAGAUGCACCCAACAGAGAACAUUGGACAGAUAGCCAAUAUGUUUGUGCAGUACCUCAACAAGAGUGUGCACUGAUAGCUGCCUGUAAAUUUAACAGCACAUUUUAGGGUUUUUUUUCUUCAGUGUUUUAAGAGUUAUAAUUAUUCAUUGUUCUGUUUAACAUGUUUUUGAUUAUGAAUUUAAUAAAACGUGUAUAUAUUUUUAGAGAACUUAGCAUGUUACAACUAAAUGUGUUUAUGUAUGUAUAAAUGUAUUUAUGCUUGUAGACACCAACUGAUAGAAUUACUUUUCCACAGUACUAAUUUCCAAAUUCCAUACUAAGUUCCAAUUUGAUGUCCAAUGUGAGAGUCUUACAUUCAAAGAAUUCUGACUGAAGAAUUCAUACUAAUCCUGGGAUUUUAUUAAAACCAAAGCUAUUAAACCAUUAUUCCGUGGUGUUAAA